AUGAAGUCCGACAUCGCAGACGACCUCGACAAGCUCAACAUCAGAGAUAUUCUAAACGCAGAUUCACGACCGACAUUCAUCAUUGAUCUGGACCCCGAUGAUGAAUCGCCAUUACCAGCAAACGUCAUUCAACCUGUCUUCUGUAACGCUGCUUUAAAAACUCACGAACGACUUUUUGACUCUGUGCGCGGGGAAGGGACGCCUAAUAACGCUCAAACCGAAUCUGUUUCAUACCUCGACUUCAAGACCUGGAGUACCGGAAUUACGACCCAAGAUGACAGUAGAGAUGUUUAUCCUCUAUUCUUUCUUUACAAAGACCUACUCUGGACCGGAUCAACGGUCGCAAAAAGAUGGCGAUUAAUCAGUGGAAACCGACUAUGGCAACACACUGCUCCUCCAGAAACGUUGUCCUCUAACGCACUCUCUCGGGCCAGCACGCCCACUAGACCGGCAAAGCAAGACCGCGAGCCCGAGGUCAAAAACAACAUCUUCCAAAGCCCAACUGAGAUGAUAGCUCCGGAAAUUCCAUCCAUAGGUGGAUCAACGCUCGUCAUAUCAACACAGCGAAAAGAAUCGCUCAAAUCAUGGUGGCGAGCAGGGACGUCCAAGGGAAGCUCGGACCGUAUCACAGGCAGCUCAAGCAGUGGGUCGUUCGUUCUAGGGAAGCCUGAGAAAGCUGUCGCAGAUUGGACUGUCGCAAAGCCGAAAGGACUCCUAACGCCGUAUAUGAAGCUUCUCAGAGAGAUUGACUGGUCUUCAACACCACUCGGACACAUGGAUACGUGGUCGCCAGAGCUUCGCCAAGUGGCGAAUCUCGUCAUCAUGAACCCUCACCCUGCAAGUUUGUUCUGGGGGAAUGAUAUGACAAUGCUGUACAACGAGCAAUAUGCCAUUCAUUACGCCGGCAACAAGCAUCCAUCUAUGCUGGGCACAGGCGCAUCUGGUCCUUGGUCAGAAGCCUGGGAUGUCCUUGGAUCGGCUUUCGCUGAGGUAAUACGGACUGGUAACAGCCACCGCAGCGACAAUGAUGAACUAGCCCUCUUUAGACGAGGGUUUCUCGAAGAAACCCAUAUCUGCUGGACGCUCACACCACUGUAUGGCGGUACCAAUCGUAUUGUCGGCUUCUACAAUAGUCCUUUAGAGACCACGACACUCAUCUUGAGCCAGCGCCGAAUGGCUACCAUCAAUAAGGUUGGAGAGUCUUUACGGAAAGCUACUUCCAUCAGAAGUUUUUGGAAGUUUGUACUUGAAGGACUGGAGCAUAACCACAAAGAUGUCCCCUUUGCCCUGGUUUACUCUGUUGGAGAUUCAGAGGAGGUAGAUCAGCAAUCGAGUUCUUCUGGCAGCACGAUCUCAAGCAAGUCAUGCUAUCUGGAGGGGACUAUCGGUAUACCUCGUGGACAUCCUGCUGCACCAGAUCAAAUCGAUCUCAAGAGGAGUCAUCAGGGUUUUGUACCAUCCUUCCGCGAAGCCAUGCGCACACGAGGCGAGCCCACACUGAUUCGAAUCAGAGAUGGCUCCCUGCCGGAAGAUAUCCUUCAAGGGAUCGAGUGGCGAGGUUUUGGUGAGACUGGUACAGAAGCAAUCAUAUUCCCUGUUCGCCCAACGAAUGGCGAGAACGUCUUGGCCUUCUUGGUCCUUGGAGUCAACCCUCGUCGGCCUUAUGAUGAGGGGUACAAAUCUUUUGCCUCAUUACUGAACAACCAACUAGCGACAUCCUUGGCGUCUAUUAUUCUCUUUGAAGAGGAAACACGCCGUGGACGGGAUGCUGUUGAAGCUGCAGCAUUGGAAAAGGAGGAACUGACGCAGCAAAUUAACCUUCAAGCAAGCCGUCUCCGAAGAAUGACAGAAUUAUCACCCCUCGGCAUGUUCCUCGCCAGCCCCGAAGGAAUCCUACGAGAAGCAAACGACAAGUUUUACGAAAUGACCGGCCAUACACGAGAUAUUCCUGGCGACAUGACAUGGGCUGAUUUGAUGGGUACCUCGGGCAGUAUAAUGGAACAAGGAUGGCAUCGUCUGACCCAAGAAUUGCUCCCUUGGUCUGGUGAAGUCAAGUUACCAAAAGGUGUCGAGGAUCCUGUUAGCAUCCACGGUGAGCUGAUCGACUGCUGGGUCUUGGUUACGGCACACCCUGAGAUAUCAGCCGGCGGCACGUUGCGUUCCAUCAUGGGUUCCAUCACCGAUAUUUCGCAUCUCAAGUGGGCUGAAGGGCUGCAGAACCUACGACUUCAGGAGGCGGAGGAGACAAGACGACAGCAGAACGAGUUUAUCGACAUUACGUCCCACGAGAUGAGGAACCCUCUGAGCGCGAUUCUGCAAUGCGCAGAUGAUAUUACUUCAGCUAUGGAGGCUACGAGAUCAAGCGUUGUACCUGCUUCUCGCGAAACUAUAGAAUCAUGUCUCGACGCAUCACAGACCAUUGCAUUGUGCGUGCAACAUCAAAAGUCAAUUGUCGAUGACAUCCUCACUGUCUCCAAACUCGAUUCGAAUCUCCUUCUUAUUACACCUGUAGUCUGUCAGCCACAGGCAAUUGUCGAGCGAGCGGUCAAGAUGUUUGAAUCGGAGAUGGUGGCGAAGGAUAUCAGCCUUGAGAUACAAGUCCAGGAGUUUGACGAUCUAGCGGUUGACUGGGUCGCUAUGGAUCCAAGUCGCAUUUUGCAGGUUUUGAUCAAUCUCAUGACGAAUGCCAUCAAAUUCACGGCCUCUUCGUCAACACGUAACAUCACCGUUACUGUCGGCGUGUCCAAAACACCACCAGCAGGGCGAUCAUAUACCUGGCUUUAAAUUUGCGCCCACUCGUGGGGAGCUUGCCAAUGUUGUGGUCCAAGAUACAGGUUGCGGCUUGACAGAAAACGAAAGGCAGUUGCUAUUCCAACGAUUCAAGCAGGCUUCCCCCAGAACACACGCCAAAUACGGCGGAAGCGGCCUAGGACUAUUCAUCUCAAAGCGACUCGCUGAGUUACACGGAGGACGCAUCGGUGUUGCUUCUACAGCUGGACAGGGCAGUGACUUUGGCUUCUACGUACAAGCACGAAGAUCUUCAGCUCCCAAUCAAAAAGACCCUAACCAGCCUGUGCUAUCGCAAACACCGUCAAGUACAAACCCCGCCACAGCGAUACCAACAAGGACACCAUCUGGAGAAGCCUACAUACUCAACUCAACGAACAAUCGCCGGAGACACGGCUCGAACGAAACGUUUGAUCCGCGUGACUUGACGGUUCAUAUUGUGGAAGACAACCUCAUUAAUCAAAAGGUUCUCGUCAACCAACUUAGAAAGGCUGGUUGUACCGUCAGUGCGACGAACGACGGUGUGGAGGCACUUGAGUUCCUCAGAAAGACGCAUUUCUGCAAACAGGACGGUUCAGAGCUCUCAGUGGUUCUCAUGGACCUCGAGAUGCCCAAUAUGGAUGGUCUGACGUGUGUGUCCGAGAUCAGACGGAUGCAGGAGGAGGGUGAAAUCAUUGAGCAUGUGCCUGUGAUUGCAGUCACGGCGAAUGUUAGGGAUGAGCAGAUACGAGUGGCAUUAGAGAGUGGUAUGGAUGAUUUAGUGUCAAAACCUUUCCGGAUACCCGAGGUUAUGAGCAAAAUAGAGAGGUUACUAAGGAAGUACGAUAGGUACUAG
Fusarium graminearum PH-1 is the source of this 3622-nucleotide messenger RNA. RefSeq lists its product as uncharacterized. Gene Ontology annotation, biological process: signal transduction. Gene Ontology annotation, molecular function: phosphorelay sensor kinase activity. The transcript is spliced from 3 exons. The record is from RefSeq and is a predicted model, not a curated record. Lineage: Eukaryota; Fungi; Ascomycota; Sordariomycetes; Hypocreales; Nectriaceae. The coding region runs from base 1 to 2784 and encodes 927 amino acids.